Messenger RNA from Triticum turgidum subsp. durum (durum wheat), 2406 nucleotides. Lineage: Eukaryota; Viridiplantae; Streptophyta; Magnoliopsida; Poales; Poaceae. The record is from the annotation of a GenBank genome assembly.
AUGGCCUCUCUGGUUCUCUCUCUCGCCCGCGCGCCGCGCUCACGCACAGGCACCGGCGGUGGUGAGGGGUGGAGGGUCGGCGACGGGCGACGGCGGCGGAAGCUCCAGCCUCCAACCAUGGUCUGGCAACGGAUCGCCGGUCAGAAGCUCUUACUACUUGUUGCUGCCACCCUAGUCCUACAUCAUAGUACUACCACCUAUGUCGCUGCGUCCUCUGGGAGCAUCAGCAUGGCCUGGCCUGGCUGCUCAGAUAAGUGUGGCAACGUCAACAUCCCGUACCCGUUUGGUACCAGAAAAGGCUGCUUUCGAGAACCCUUUAAUGUCACAUGCAAUGAGACCGGGGCGUAUCUGGCCUCAACCGAAGUUAGGGUACUGGACAUCAAUCUUACCGUGGGUGAGAUUCGUGUUCUGAACCCACGCAUAUCAUGGGAAUGCAACUACACCAACGGCACCAGUGGCAACGGUUCGGAUGGCUUAAGCCUUGAUCCUUUUCAUAAGCUUUCCAACACCAAGAACAAGUUGAUAUCGAUCGGUUGUGCUACACUUGGAUUGAUCUUAGGAGUCACCAAGGGCAAGAACCAGCUUGAGUUCCCCAUUGUUAACACAUGCUAUUCAGUCUGCACUGAUGCAAAUAGCGUGGAUGAUAGCACAAAGUGCGUUGGCAUGGGUUGCUGCCAAACCCCCUUGCCAGGAAACAUUAGCUCCUUCAACACUGUAUCUUCAUCAUUAUCAUUUACAAACUCUACAAGCCAGUCUUUCAGCCCGUGCAGCUACUCAUUCGUCGCUGAGGAGGACCGGUUCAAGUUCGAUCGUUCAUAUGUCAGCUCUACAAAUUUCUUAAAUAAAUAUACAGAUGGGGUCCCUUUGGUACUUGAUUGGGUUGUUGGUAAUGAAAGUUGUUCGGAAGCCACCAAGAUGGGAUCACAGUAUGCCUGCAAAGACAUGAACAGCAAAUGUGUCGAUGUGUCCAAUGGCCCUGGAUACCGCUGCAACUGCUCUGAAGGUUAUGAGGGCAAUCCCUAUCUACAAGGAGGGUGCCAAGACAUCAACGAGUGUGAACCUCCAAACCAGUCCUUGUAUCCUUGCCAAGGUAAAUGCACAAAUACCGUUGGAAACUACAGCUGUUUCUGCCCAUCAGGAUUCAGGAGCGAUGAUCCAAAGAGCAUACCCUGCGUUCCAGCUGACCCAAAGAAAGCUCUUAAGGUGGUCUUAGGCAUAUCCUUCAGUGCCAUCUUCCUCAUGGUUUGUAUCUUUGCUCUACGAGCUGAGUACCAGAAAAGGAAGCUUGCGAAGGAGAAGGACAAGUUCUUUGAUCAGAAUGGUGGUCAGAUAUUAUAUCGCCAAAUUAUGUCAAAACAAGUCGACACAUUGAGGAUAUUCACAGAAGAAGAUCUGAAGAAGGCUACGGACGGGUUUGACAAGAGCAGAGAACUGGGCAAGGGUGGUCAUGGCACUGUCUACAAGGGCGUCUUGAAGGAUAACAGGGUAGUGGCCGUGAAACGCUCAAAGAUAAUGAACGUGGCUGAAACUGAUGAAUUCGUGCAGGAGAUUAUUAUACUUUCACAGACCAACCACCGGAAUGUGGUCAGGCUUCUAGGGUGCUGCUUAGAGGUGGAAGUCCCCAUACUGGUCUAUGAAUUUAUUCCAAACGGCACCCUUUUUGAGUUCAUCCAUCGUAGCUACGGGAGUCCACCUCCGUCGUUGGACACCCGUCUCAGGGUUGCUCAAGAAUCCGCCGAAGCACUGGCGUAUCUGCAUCUGUCCAUGAACCACCCUAUAGUGCACGGGGAUGUCAAGUCUAUGAACAUUCUCUUGGACGACAACUACAUGGCGAAGGUGACUGACUUUGGGGCAUCAAGGACACUCCCCAAGGACGCGGCCCAGUUCAUGACAUUGGUGCAGGGCACCCUGGGUUACCUGGACCCCGAGUACCUGCAGGAGCGGCAGCUGACAGAGAAGAGCGACGUCUACAGCUUCGGGGUUGUGCUGCUGGAGCUGAUCACGGGGAAGACGGCUAUCUACAAUGACGGGCCCAAGGAAGGCAAGAGCCUUGUGUGGUCCUUCCUUCUCGCAAUGAAGGAGGAGAGCCUCGAGGACAUCCUGGACCCGAGCAUCGUGCGCGCGGGGACGGAGAUGCUGCUGGGAGAAGUGGCCGAGCUGGGGAGGAUGUGCUUGGGCGCCAGGGGUGAAGAGAGGCCUUCCAUGACCCAGGUGGCCGACAGGCUGAAGGCUCUGCGGAGCACCUGGAGGGAAGAGCUUGUGCUGGACCGUGCCGUGACGGAGCAUAUGGUCGUGCACAUGCCACCUGUGUCAGCUCCGAUGCCUUGGGAUCUCGCCUCGUCGUCGUCGGGUGCCCCCUUGACGGUGCCGUACAUGUCUGGAAUGGGCAUAGAGGCGCCCAGAUGA